UUCACAACCAUCUGCAUUGCGGUUCAAUCCUCCUUAAGGAGAUGGAACCGAACAUUGGAGAGAUGCUUCUUAGCACCUUCCUCAAGGUGCUCUCCAACCGGUUAGUCUCUGGCGAGCUGCUUAGCCUCAUGCAGCGCGAGGGACUCCCCAUCCUGCUGAAGAAAUGGGAGAAGGAGCUCCGGCGAAUAAACUGCGCUCUGGAAGACGCGGAGGAAAAGCAGUUGACUGGUGAUGCUGGAGUCAAGUUGUGGCUUGAGGACCUCCAGAACUUGGGCUACGACAUCGAGGACUUACUCUCUGACUUCGAUGCUCAAGCCAGGCAAAAGAAGCAGAAGGUGGAUUCCAGGAGGGCGAGCAAGACACUUCUGGUCGUGCCGAGCUGCUUCACUCCCAGAGAGUUCGUGCGUGACCAGAAAAUGAGGUCCAAAAUAGAGAAUAUCGACAGUCGACUGCAGGAGAUUAUCAAGCUGAAACAUAGCCUGAGCCUGAGAGAGAACGACGCCAACCAGCUGGCGUCCAACCGAGGCCAGCGGCGGCGUCUCACCACGCAUGUCCCAGAGUAUUGUUUUGUAGGUAGGGAGAAGGAAAAGAUGGAGGUCCUUCGAUUGUUGAUUGGAGAAGAAGAAGGCAUCAACAACAUAAAUGCGAUCCCGAAAAUGAUUCCCAUAAUUGGGAUGGGAGGGGUCGGUAAGACCGCUCUAGCUCAGCAAGUGUAUUGCGACAAUAGAGUCGCCAGCUAUUUCGAUGUCAAAGCAUGGGCUUGCGUGUCCGAUGACUUCGACAUGGCUGCUAUUACAAAGAGGAUUUUGGAGAAUAUCACUGGUUUGUCUGGCGAAGGCAACGACCUAGACCGGCUCCAGGAGAAGUUGUGGAAAAAUCUGUCUGGAAAGAAGUUUCUUAUCGUUUUGGACGAUGUUUGGACCGAGAAGUACGGAGAGUGGACUGAUUUCCUGAAGCCUUUCCAAGCCGGAGCUGAAGGGAGCGUGGUCGUCCUUACAGCUCGUAACCUCAGUGUUGCUUCAAUGGCCGGUGCUCCGGCAUACCAUCUGAAGGAGCUGCCUGAAGAUGCUUGCUUGACUUUACUGGCCUAUCACGCUCUUGGCGCCAAAAUUUCGACCACCACACCCCUCUUAAAUCAUUCGGGAGAAAAUAGUGAUGAAGUGCAAAGGCUUGCCGUUGGCUGUGAAGAUGUUGGGCGGACUACUACGUACCGACGUCGAUCCCCACCAGUGGGAAGCUAUAUCCAACAGCCGAAUUUGGGAUCUAGCAAAAGAGAGAAACGAGAUCCUUCCCUCUUUGAAACUCAGCUAUCACCAUCUCCCUCCUCAUCUGAAGAGAUGUUUUGCUUACUGCGCGAUCUUUCCCAAGGAUUACGAAAUAGAAAGGGAUGA
Molecule: messenger RNA, 1391 nt
Organism: Eucalyptus grandis
Lineage: Eukaryota; Viridiplantae; Streptophyta; Magnoliopsida; Myrtales; Myrtaceae
Product: putative disease resistance RPP13-like protein 1
Exons: 1
Coding region: 42-1391 (449 amino acids)
Biological process (GO): defense response to other organism
Molecular function (GO): ADP binding
Source: RefSeq, a predicted model, not a curated record